Molecule: messenger RNA, 1096 nt
Organism: Pseudonaja textilis
Lineage: Eukaryota; Metazoa; Chordata; Lepidosauria; Squamata; Elapidae
Gene: CFAP20
Product: cilia and flagella associated protein 20
Source: RefSeq, a predicted model, not a curated record
GGUUUCCCUCCGCGCCCGGGGCCUCGGCGUGAGGGAGGCGCGCGCGAGGCGGCUGACGGGCGGCCGGUCGUGAGGCGCCCCGGCGGAGCAGCCCCGCGGCGACGGGAUGUUCAAGAACACGUUCCAGAGCGGCUUCCUGUCCAUCCUCUACAGCAUCGGGAGCAAGCCGCUGCAGAUCUGGGACAAGAAGGUGCGGAAUGGCCACAUCAAGCGGAUCACCGACAAUGACAUCCAGUCGCUGGUGCUGGAGAUCGAGGGCACCAACGUCAGCACCACGUACAUCACGUGCCCUGCUGACCCAAAGAAGACGCUGGGGAUCAAGUUGCCCUUCUUGGUGAUGAUCAUCAAAAACCUGAAGAAAUACUUCACCUUCGAAGUGCAGGUGCUGGAUGAUAAAAAUGUGCGCCGGCGGUUCCGGGCCAGUAACUACCAAAGCACCACCCGGGUGAAGCCUUUCAUCUGCACCAUGCCCAUGCGCCUGGAUGAUGGCUGGAACCAGAUCCAGUUCAACCUAUCGGACUUCACUCGCCGGGCCUAUGGCACCAACUACAUUGAGACCCUGAGGGUCCAGAUCCAUGCAAACUGUCGCAUCCGCAGAAUUUACUUCUCUGACAGACUUUACUCUGAGGACGAGCUUCCUGCUGAGUUCAAACUUUACAUUCCUGUCCAGAACAAGGCAAAGCAAUGAUGGCGUGAUGGGAAGCCUCCGGCAGAAACAGUGUGAAGAUGCUGAUGGAAGAGUAUUUUUUUAAAAUUAGAAACAAAACGUAGGCGUGGAUUUCCUGGAGUAACUCUAUUUAAUAAUAACAGUUGGUAUCUGUGAUGCUGGGACCAAACAAAACAAAAUAUAUCAUUGUUCCGUGUGAGAGAUGAAUCGGGCUCCACUUUGAAGUUGUGGAUCACUCCUAGGGAGACCAUGAAUCGUGGAACUGAUUUGCCUGGCAAGUGGAGGGUUUUGUUGAAGCAGUUCUGAAACCCUGGUGCCCACACAGAUGCCAGUGGUUUCCUUCUUUGCUCUGUCUCUGUGUUUGCCCUAAGUGCGUGUGAGCUUCUCUUGUCCUGGAAGCUGCUAUUAAAUAUUUGAUUUUCUUUGUAA